Molecule: messenger RNA, 2436 nt
Organism: Lachancea lanzarotensis
Lineage: Eukaryota; Fungi; Ascomycota; Saccharomycetes; Saccharomycetales; Saccharomycetaceae
Gene: MCM7
Product: LALA0S04e03686g1_1
Exons: 1
Coding region: 1-2436 (811 amino acids)
Biological process (GO): DNA replication initiation; DNA replication; double-strand break repair via break-induced replication
Cellular component (GO): nucleus; MCM complex
Molecular function (GO): ATP hydrolysis activity; ATP binding; single-stranded DNA binding
Source: RefSeq, a predicted model, not a curated record
AUGAGUACUGCGCUACCGUCUCUGCAAAUUCCCGUGGACUACGCCCAAAUCCAGACCACGGUAGAAGACUUCUUACUUCAUUUCAAAAACACCACCACUACUGCAUCGACAUCGGACAAUGACACCAUGGACGUCGGUGAGGGCCCCAAAUACAUGGCAAUCAUGCAACAAGUGGCAAAUCGGGAGCUUCAAACGGUCGAAAUCGAACUGGACGACUUGCUAACUUUCGAAAACGAUACUUUAGUCACAUCUGCAGAUCUGGUGCGAACCGUGACCCGCAAUUGCUACCAUUUCGUCGAGCUAUUUAGUCGCGCAGUCGACAAACUGCUGCCUCCGCCUACUAAGGAAAUUGACUACAAAGACGACGUUCUGGACGUGAUACUGUACCAACGUAAGCUCCGCAAUGACAGAUUGAUGUCAGAUCGUCGCACUGAACUGGCUGCAGAGGCACCUGGUGAGAUUCAAGACGAAAAUUUGAUGCGGGAAAUUGCAGAACAGGAGUCUGAUUUGUUUCCUGCAAAGCUUACAAGACGCUACAAUCUGUACUUCAAACCCCCCACCGCAGCGCAUGGUCGCAAAUGGCAAGUUCCGCUACCGGUUCGUGAAAUUAAAGGUGAUUGUUUGGGACAGCUAAUUACGGCGCGCGGGAUCGUCACAAGGGUAUCAGACGUUAAACCCUCCGUGCUAGUCAACGCAUACACCUGUGACCAAUGUGGCUAUGAAGUAUUUCAGGAGGUGAACUCACGUACGUUUUCUCCGCUGGUGGACUGCACUUCAGAACAAUGCUCUCAGAACCAAACCAAGGGCCAGCUCUUCAUGAGCACAAGGGCGUCCAAAUUCAGCGCGUUUCAAGAAUGCAAAAUACAAGAAAUGUCCGAACAAGUACCUAUAGGCCACAUUCCACGAAGCCUGACAAUUCAUGUCAAUGGAGCACUGGUUCGGAGUUUAAGCCCAGGUGAUGUUGUGGACGUGACAGGUAUUUACAUGCCUUCUCCAUUCACAGGGUUCAAAGCUCUGAAGGCGGGACUCUUGACAGAAACUUACUUGGAAGCUCAAUACGUCUUUCAGCAUAAAAAGAAGUUUGCGUCUUUCGAGAUAACACCGGAGACUGUAUCACGCGUCAUGACUAUUGCGUCCGAGGGAGACGUUUACAACAGACUAGCGCAGUCUAUUGCUCCAGAAAUUUACGGUAAUCUAGACGUAAAAAAAGCGCUCUUGUUGCUAUUAGUUGGUGGUGUGGACAAAAAGGUUGGCGAUGGAAUGAAGAUCAGAGGAGAUAUCAAUGUUUGCCUGAUGGGUGACCCCGGUGUUGCCAAAUCUCAAUUAUUGAAAUCCAUCUGCAAGAUUUCUCCUAGAGGCGUUUACACUACUGGUAAGGGUUCCUCGGGUGUGGGUCUGACAGCUGCAGUUAUGAAAGAUCCAGUAACCGAUGAAAUGGUGUUGGAAGGUGGUGCCUUAGUUCUGUCCGAUAACGGUAUCUGCUGUAUUGACGAAUUCGACAAAAUGGAUGAAAGUGAUAGAACGGCUAUUCACGAAGUCAUGGAACAGCAAACUAUUUCUAUUUCUAAGGCAGGUAUCAACACAACCCUGAACGCCCGUACAUCCAUUCUGGCCGCUGCAAAUCCUCUUUAUGGUAGAUACAACCCAAGACUAUCACCGUUAGAAAACAUCAAUCUGCCGGCAGCUCUCCUAACCAGAUUUGACAUUUUGUUUUUGCUGCUGGAUUUGCCAAACCGCGAAGAUGAUGAAAAACUCGCAGAGCAUGUAGCAUACGUUCACAUGCAUAAUAAGCAGCCUGAUUUGGGGUUUGUUCCAUUGGAACAGAAUCAAAUGCGCGAAUUCAUUGCGUACGCUAAGACUAAAAGACCCACAAUGAGCCGCGACGUCAACGAAUACGUGAUCCAGUCCUACAUCAGAAUGAGGCAAGACUCUAAAAAGGCUAUGGACUCUAGAUUUUCCUUUGGGCAAGCCACUCCAAGAACUCUCUUGGCUAUUAUCAGGCUAUCACAGGCUUUGGCAAAGCUCAGAUUCAGUGACACCGUCGACCUCGACGACGUUGAAGAAGCUCUCAGACUCAUUCAAGUGUCCAAAGAGUCGCUGUACCAGGACAAUCGUAAGAGUGCAGAGGAGGAUAAUCCAACUACGAAGAUCUUCACCAUCAUCAAGAACUUGGCAAGAGAUGGAUCUCAGCUACAACAGAGCUUGCCAUUUGGUCUGAUAGUCAAGGCUGUGAGAUCGCGUGGGUUCACUAUGCUGCAAUUGAACAAUUGUAUCGAAGAGUACGCCUAUCUGGGUAUCUGGAAUCUGGUCAACGAAGGUGCUACUUUACAUUUUUUGAACCAGGGUGUAGAACAAUCCAAUGAUGGUAGCUCACACGAGGCCGCUCCUCUUGCCUCUUUCCCUUUAAGUGAUGACGCAGUGAUGAGCGAUGCCUAA